Molecule: messenger RNA, 4892 nt
Organism: Xyrauchen texanus (razorback sucker)
Lineage: Eukaryota; Metazoa; Chordata; Actinopteri; Cypriniformes; Catostomidae
Product: inositol polyphosphate 5-phosphatase K-like
Exons: 13
Coding region: 48-2384 (778 amino acids)
Biological process (GO): negative regulation of peptidyl-serine phosphorylation; phosphatidylinositol dephosphorylation
Cellular component (GO): plasma membrane; ruffle; cytoplasm
Molecular function (GO): phosphatidylinositol-3,4,5-trisphosphate 5-phosphatase activity; phosphatidylinositol-4,5-bisphosphate 5-phosphatase activity
Source: RefSeq, a predicted model, not a curated record
CAGACACAGGACCAGUUCUUCACCGACAUCCACAGUGAAAUAGGUAAAUGGAUCCAAUGCAGCCUGUUAAGAGCUGCUCAAUGCCGGAAGUAUCUACUGGAGUUCUUGGUCUCCACAAACCAGCAGCCCUGCUUGGAAACCCCUGCAACCUGACCAAAUCUUCACACUGUCAGUUGGACAUGACUGGAAACUCUCUAGUGUCAGGACAAGCCCAGGCAUUGCAGCUAAACCCAGCUGUUCAAGAAAGAGGCCAAAUAGACUUGGGCACACAGGCCACUAGUCGCAUCAGCAUCAGUCGACCCAGGCCAACGGCAUUGGGGUCCAAGGCAGCAAUCAAAGUCUCCAGAUCUACUGAGCCAAACUUCCUGUCAAACUCCUCAACGGAGUCAUCGUUGCCUUACUACAGCUCCAAAAACCUGCAGCUCAGUCCCACCUCUCAACUCGGCCUUAACCCACCAUCAAUUGCCCCAGCACUUCUAAGCCAUCCAUCACAGCCCAUCCGUGCUAACACACACAAUAACUUCAUCGCCAUACCAAUCCCCAACCCAAACCCCAGCCCGCCAUCAAAACCAAUUCCACAACCAAUCCAAAGCCCAGAACCACAGAUACCCAAUACAGGAGACACUGACAAAAAGCUGAACAAUACCAUAAGCAAGGAGGGUAAUUUUAGGGUGCAUAUAGUCACGUGGAAUGUAGGCAGUGCUAUGCCACCUGAUGACAUCACGUCCUUGUUUGGGCCUGGUGUUGAAAAUGGGAGCACUGACAUGUUUGUUAUUGGACUGCAGGAAGUGAACUCCAUGAUAAACAAGCGACUCAAAGAUGCUCUCUUUACUGACCAGUGGAGUGAGCUUUGCAUGGACACGCUCAGUCGUUUUGGAUAUGUGCUGGUGGCUUCUCAAAGGAUGCAGGGGGUAUUCUUGUUGGUGUUUUCCAAAUUCUGCCACCUUCCCUUCCUCAGGGGAGUGCAAACCCAAAGCACACGCACUGGCCUGGGAGGCUACUGGGGGAAUAAAGGGGGCGUGAGCGCACGCAUGAUGGUUUUCGGACACCCUGUAUGUUUUCUGAACUGCCACCUGCCGGCUCACAUGCGGAACCUGGAGCAGCGGAUGGAGGACUUUGAAAGCAUCCUGCAGCAGCAGCAGUUUGAGGGCGGAGCCGCAGUCGGCGUGCUGGAUCAUGAUGUGGUGUUCUGGUUUGGUGAUCUGAACUUCAGAAUCGAAGGUUUAGAUAUACAUGUGGUGAAAAGUGCAAUUGAAAAUGACAGACUGCCUCUGCUAUGGGAGAAAGAUCAGCUCAACAUGGCCAAAAAAAGUGAGACUGUGCUGGAGGGAUUUAUGGAGGGACCCCUCCAGUUUCCUCCAACAUACAAGUUUGAUGUGGGAACACACACUUAUGACACUAGUGCAAAAAAAAGAAAGCCAGCAUGGACAGAUCGCAUCUUGUGGCGUCUGCGCCGAACAGGUUCUCCUGUGCCUUCCCAUAAUUCUGCUCUGCAGCGGGGUCUGACCUCAUGGCUGGGCGGAGCCACCAGAGUCUCCCAGCAGUUCUACCGCAGUCACAUGGGCUUUACCAUCAGCGAUCACAAGCCUGUAUCCGCCCUCUUCUCUUUGCACUUUCCCUUUAAGGUAAACCUGCCAUUAGUAACACUGGAAGUGGAGAAAGAAUGGACCAAAUUCUCUGAUGCUAUAGUAAAUCUGACGAUGGCAACCGGCUUUCAGAGAAGUUCAUGGGACUGGGUGGGAUUGUACAAGGUGGGAUUUAAGCACCACAAGGAUUAUGCUGCCUAUGUAUGGGCCAAAUCUGAGCAUUCAAUGCAGGUGACAUUCUCCGAGGAGGAUUUGCCCAGAGACCCGGGGGAAUAUAUUCUGGGAUACUACAGUAACAACAUCAACAGCAUUGUUGGAGUGACUGAACCAUUUCAGGUGCAUCUGCCCAUGACCACACCCCCUGCGCCAGUGUGCCGUUCACACUCGGACAGUUCUGACAUCAGCUCUGAGGAUGACAGUACACUGGUCCUGCUGGCCCCAAGUUCUCGCAGCCCCAGUCCGGGCAAACGGCAUCACCACCACCAGAAACGCCAGCGCAGCCGUAGUCCUGCUGUGCCAGCGCUCUCCUCCUCACCUCUUCCCUCCCUUCAGUCUCUCAGCCUCUGCUCACGCCCCCGUGACACCGCCUCCUCCUCAUCCCCGCGCCCUUCUGGCAAAGUCAAAAAAGAGCGUUUGGUUUCUCCAGACACAUUAACCUCACCCUCCCUCAGUCCUCUGAGCCCACGGAGCCCCGGAUCCCCCAGGAACGGAGUCAGCGCUCCGGAGGCUCUGAUAGCAGCCAUAUUAGGAGAGCACAGGCUGGCUCAGAUAGGCAAAGCAGGGGAUGCCAUUCUAUGACCAAUCUCCCAUCUUUCCCAUUCCAUUAAUUUAUAGACUAUAGCAGACAAUGUAAUGCAACUCUAUUUUUUGGAGAAAUGGUCUCCAUUUUACCGCUUCUACAGAUAGACUUGCAGCUAUCUGCGCUCCCAUUUAUGGAUGGUUCAUAUCUAUGUGCAAUUGGUAAAAAUCAAAUUAGACAAUCUGCUUAAUCCUUUAAUUAUGCAUCAUGCAUAUCAGAGGCUCAGCAGGAGCUUGUCACAACUUGUCACUCUUAAUUGCUUAAUGAACAAUUUCCUCAGUUCUAAGUGAGUGCUUCGCCAAUGGAGGUUCAACUAGUCCUACCCAUUUUCCUUCAUUUAUGAAUGAUAGAUUAUAAUUUGUGUAAGUAAACAUAAAGCAUUCCUCUCAUGCAAACAGUCGGACACUGUCUCUUAACCAGGCAACAAGAAACAAAGGCAAUGGGGAACAUUCAAUUUUGUCAGUCGCUUGGUUUAAAAAAAAAAUAUUGGUCAAAAAUCCCAAUCCAUACUGCAUCAGGGCUGGAUCAUGGUCCUGUAAAGGCCCUGGGCAAACCUCCCAGGACAGACCCCUUAUUUUAUGCUCAGUGACAAUAGUGAUAAAAAAAUAGGAAAGGUGGUUUUGGUUGAGUAAAAUUAGACAACAAAAAAUACAAAUACAAAGACGUUUGAACUUCAUUGAAUGUUGUGUUUGUUCACUGUAGUGUUAGGGAAGCUACUUUGAAACUGUAGCUUCUCAAGCUACAAGCUAUUAAUAACUUAUAGUAGCUACACUACAGUCAUGUUUUAUCUUUAAAAAAAAAAGAAAAGUAGUUAGCUACACUACGAGUUACUAACAAAUACAAAUUAACUGUAUUGAAGCUAUUUAAAAAAGAAAACAUUUUUAAACGUGAGAUUUUACGUGAGUUGUGAGUACUGCUCCUCUGUGCGGAUGAAUCUCAUGGUUUGAGGUUACCUGCUUUGCCUGUGAUCACUUGGAGAUUUUCACCUCAGAGCCUGAGUCAUAACAUGCUAUUUUAAUGUUAAUACUUUUUUAUUUGUUUAAAAAAUGUUAACCAAGAUACUGUAUUACUUGCUUAGAGGAAGAUAAACAACACUCUUUUUUGCAUAGUUUAAUUUGAAUAUUCAACUGUUUUAUCCAAUACAAAUUAAUGUACAAUUUAAGAGGUAAAACUUGUGAUAUGAGUUCAGUAGAAGACACUUUAUUUUUAUAUUACAAUCUACAGCCUCAGUGGAUAAUGCAAGUGAACUGUAAUACUACAAUAGUAGGUCUAUGCACUGCAAACAAUAAGACUGUAUUAUAAAAACACAAAAUGGCAAUUCAGUAAUGAUGGGGAUGAAUAAUACUUUAUUAAAUGUGAAUAUAAUAUGCAGACAUAUGCAAUAUAACAAUUCAAAUAAACAGUUUCUUUGGAAAUAAAGUUAUUAUAGAGAUAAAACUUUCCAAGUAUGCCUAGUCGGAGCUUAAGUGAAUCAGUGAAUCAUUUGUGUUAACUAGUUCAUUUACAUGAACCAUCCCAAUGAACUGACUCACUAAAAUCAAUUGAAGUUGAAGUUCCCAACAUUAAAUAUUAGUGAAUUGUUUAUUUUAACUGGUUCAUUUACAUGAACUGUCCGAAAGAACCAAUUCACUUAAAUUAUUUUGAUUCCCCACUUGCAAUAUAUUAGUGAGAGAGGAUGUUUUAGGUGAGCGUGUUUUGAUAACUCCCUCGGCUCCAUUGCUGCUUUCACAAUACAAUGUGAUAAAUGUUGCAUUUUGUGAAUUUAUAACUCUACCCAUUUAAAAAUGUAGCUUGAGCUACUGUCACACUACUGAAAAAUGUAGUUAGUUAGCCACAUUGCGACUUAGUUACUCCCCAACAUUGGUUCUAAGGGCCCUGGUGUUCAGCUUCCUUUUGCAUUCUUGGGCCAUGCAGCUUGAGGCUUUGGUGAGGUCUGAAGCACUUGCCACUUUUGGUCCCGUCCACAAUCCAGCCUUGUACUGAGUAUGAAAAAUCAAAUAUAUUUUUAUUGGCUGUAAUUGUGGCACUUUGUCCAGUAAUGGACACAGCCCCUUUUCCACCAUCGGGCCGAUAGUGGAAAAGAAGCUAUAGAUAUAGUGCAGCGCAACCUGACUCUUUAGAAUUAAUACAAACAGUGAUGUCAGCCUGCAGCUAUGCCUUUACCAUUAACUCUGCAGUUGUAGAGAUGUCUUAAUGGGUCCAGUUGUGAGUACACGUAUGACAGGGUCGUGUGCACUUGCUUAAGACCACCAUUCCAGAGUUUAGAAUAAGUUACAUAUUAACACCCACCAUACUUUGCUGAAAAAUCUAUCAGUCUCUGCUGAAACAGUACAAACCUUUGACAGGAGCGUCUGACUGAAGACAACCAAUCACAUCAACUCUGCUCAUUUAUGUUGUUUUGUGAUAGACUGAUUUGUGUGAGCCGAUUUGUGUGGUGUGCGUGGACAGUUAGUGACCAUAUUGUCAGUGCAAAAAUAAAAAAGUAUUCACCUCAAGGGCAUGUAUGU